Molecule: messenger RNA, 1566 nt
Organism: Eufriesea mexicana
Lineage: Eukaryota; Metazoa; Arthropoda; Insecta; Hymenoptera; Apidae
Exons: 5
Coding region: 1-1566 (521 amino acids)
Cellular component (GO): membrane
Source: RefSeq, a predicted model, not a curated record
AUGAGACACUUGGUCCACUGUUCCCUGUACCUGGCUUUCCUGUUGGCCGUGGCCUCGGCGAGGUCAGCGGAGACCAAUCCCACGACCAAUUCCAUCAACGAGGAUACUCCGAGGUCUACCUGGAACAGCAACGUGUUCGGAGACCUCAGGCAGAUGUAUCAGAUCUACAAGGAAUGCGUGGACGAGGAUCUCAGUUCGUGCUUGAAAGUGAGGCUACUGUCCGCCAUGGACAGGGUGUCCAGGAACAGUCAACUGAACGUCGCCGAUGGCGUCACGUUCGUUCAGGACGAACCGGCCUCCAACGCGGAGGAACCACCCAAGUCCCUUCAGGAGAUCGAAGCUAGUCUACCCAGGGCUCUAGACGAUAAAGAGGACGCACUGAACAACAUGAUCUUCGACAAGGUGGUGAAGUUCUUCCAGAGCCACACGCUGAAGCUGAAGUUACCCAACGUGGAGGAACUUCAACGAAGUCUCGUGGAGGAAGGUCGUAAGAAGAAGAAGAACAUGGGUGGCCUGCUCGCUAUUCCUCUGUUGAUCGGUGGAACUCUGGUACCAUUGGCCCUGGGAGCGUUAGCUCUGCUAGCUGGCAAGGCUCUAAUCGUGAGCAAGCUCGCGCUAGUACUGGCUUCCAUCAUCGGGUUGAAGAAGCUGGUGUCAGGAGGCGGAGAACACGGCCACGAAGUCGUCCAGGUAGCCGGAGGCCACGGAUCAAGCGGAUGGGCGAGAUCGAGUCACGACCUCGCCUAUUCCGCCUACAAGCCGUCGUUUUCUUCCCCCUUGGAUUCUAUCCACCUGGUGACCCCGGAAUAUACGUCGAAGAUGUUCAAGUUCGUGGUAACAGUCUCGCUGCUAGCCGCCGCGGUGCUCGCCGCCCCCGCGAGUCAGGAGGCCAGCCAGCAGCAGUCAAUUCUCGAGGAAGCUUUGGAUGUGUACGCCUCCUGUUCCGGGGAACAGGACAUCUCGGUGUGUCUCAAGUUGAAGGCGCUGGGGUUCGUGGACAGGGUGGCCAGGUCGGCGGACAUCGAGGUCAUGGAUGGAUUCAAGAUCGUGCAGACGGAGGAGGCUAAGAGCAGCCGAGCCGACAACGCGAGGUCCUUGAACGACAUCGAAAGUAGCCUUCCAGCCGAGACGGAAGCCAGGGAAGCAGCCAUUGACGAGGCUAUCGUUGACAGAACUGCCAAGUUCCUCUCCACCCACACCGUCGAGUUGAGUCUGCCCGAGGAAGUCUCUCGAUCCUUCGACGAAGCUCGAGGAAAGAAGAAGAAGAUCGUCAAGUCUCUCCUGCCAAUUCUACUGCUUCUCAAGCUCAAGGCUGCAGCCCUCAUCCCCAUCGCUCUGGGCGCCCUGGCUCUCCUCGCUCUGAAGGCUCUCGCGAUCGGCAAGAUCGCUCUGAUCAUCAGCGCCAUCAUCGGUCUGCAGAAGCUACUCGGCAACAAACACCAGAGCUACGAAGUGGUGGCUCAUCCUGUGCACUCGUACGGUCACGAAGAACACCACGAUCACCAUGGAUGGGCGAGAUCGGCAGGCUCUGAUCUCGCGUACAACGCGUACAAGCCAUCCAAGUAG